Erigeron canadensis is the source of this 1911-nucleotide messenger RNA. RefSeq names its product xyloglucan-specific galacturonosyltransferase 1-like. NCBI's taxonomy places the organism in Eukaryota, Viridiplantae, Streptophyta, Magnoliopsida, Asterales, Asteraceae. The transcript has a single exon. The coding region runs from base 1 to 1911 and encodes 636 amino acids. The record is from RefSeq and is a predicted model, not a curated record. Gene Ontology annotation, molecular function: glycosyltransferase activity.
AUGGUAGCUGUGUUGUCUAAGAGGAAGUCUAAGGUCCCAAAAAAGGCUGAGCCUAAAAGAGGCUGUUUACGAUCGUGUGUGACAUGGUUUGUCUUUCCACUUCCGGCUGCUCUCUUUUUCAUGAUUUUAAUGUUUGUGUGGUCUUCCUCUACCACAUAUAUAUCUGGUAGGAUUGUUCAUGUCUGUGUCUCGUCUCGUAAGCUGAGUAAUCUUUACUGUCUCUCUGCCACCACCCAACCCAACGAGGAGUUUCAUCUUCCUUUCACGAAUUCUAGCUCUCAAGAGUUUCUUGAGAAGAGAAUUCCUAUUGUUGAAGAAAAACUAGAAAAGACGGAAUUCUCUGUUCACGUCUUGAAUGAAAAUUCUGUUAAUCGUAACCUCAAAGGUGAUAUCAAAGAAGUUUUCAAUGUCGUUGAAAACCCAAGUAGUCUUCUUGAGAAAAAAGUGGGGAAUGAUGAUGUUGAGGUCAAAGAUGACCUCAAAGAUGUCCCCAAAGAAGUUACGAAAGUCGUAGUAAAAAGCCCGGCUGCUUUUCUUGACAAAACAGUUGAGAAUGACAAGGUUGAGGUCACCCGUGAACACAGAGAAGAUCCCAAGAGAGUUUAUGAAGAUGGCAUCCUUAAAAACACCAAUGCUCAAAGCGAAAUAGUUGAAGAGAUUAAGAAAGCAAGGGAAGUUGUAGAAGAGCAACUACGAGUCCAUAGAGCAUGGACCACGAAUCAGAUUGGGAAUCAGAACCAAUGCGAAGGAAGGGGGGUCUAUGUCUAUGACUUACCAACCAAGUUCAACAAAGACUUGGUGGCUCAAUGUCAUGACAUGGUUCCUUGGGUCGAUAUGUGCAAGUAUUUUAGCAACAACGCAUUGGGUGAGCCCAUUCCAGAGCUCGGGAACCGGUGGUUUAGGACUCAUCAGUACUCUUUGGAAUUGAUAUUCCAUUCACGAGUUUUAAACCACCCAUGUCGUGUUUAUGACGAAAACCAAGCAAAACUUUUCUAUGUUCCAUACUAUGGUGGAUUAGACAUCUUGAGAUGGCAUUUUAAGAAUGUUUCUGGUGAAGUUAAGGAUACUUUGGCUUUUGAACUCGUAAAUUGGCUAGAAAUGCAAAAGCCAUGGGAUAAGAAUUUAGGAAAAGAUCAUGUCUUUGUUUUGGGAAAAAUUUCUUGGGACUUUAGAAGGAAGGAUUACACUUCUUGGGGAACUAAAUUUCUUGAACUCGAUGAAAUGAAGAAUCCGAUUAAACUCAUGAUCGAACGACAACCAUGGGAGAUUAACGACAUUGGAAUCCCUCACCCAACUCACUUCCACCCUAAGUCUGACGACGACAUCCGUGCAUGGCAACGUAAAAUCAUCUCAUCAAAUCGACGAAGCCUCAUUAGUUUUGCAGGUGCUGCCCGUCCUGGGGCUCAAGACAGUAUUAGAUCUAUCUUGAUAGACCAAUGCACAUCUACGACCGAAGAACAAUGUAAGUUCUUUGAUUGUAAAUCAGGGCUCUGUGACGAGCCCCAGUCAUUGGUAGGGCUAUUCACGGAGUCUGAAUUCUGUCUUCAGCCUCCGGGUGAUAGCCCUACUAGAAAGUCAGUAUUUGACUCAUUGGUGGCAGGAUGUAUUCCUGUCCUUUUUGACCCAUUUACGGCUUACUAUCAAUAUCCAUGGCAUUUGCCCGAGGAUCGUGGGAAGUAUUCAAUUUUUAUUGAUCAAGAAGAGGUGCGAAAGAUGAAAGUUAAUGUGGUUAAAGAGUUGAUGAAAGUGACAAGAAAGGAGAGGGAUGAUAUGAGAAGAUACAUAGUGUAUGAGUUGAUGCCAACAUUGGUGUAUGGAGAUCAAGAUGCAAAAUUUGAUUUGUUCCAAGAUGCAUUCUCCAUUACAAUCAACAAUUUGAUUGAGAGAGUUAAAACAUUAAAACUGGAGUAA